Symbiodinium necroappetens is the source of this 1494-nucleotide messenger RNA. The record is from the annotation of a GenBank genome assembly. Lineage: Eukaryota; Dinophyceae; Suessiales; Symbiodiniaceae.
AUGGCAUCCCGUGUGGCCUGCCUCCUCCUGGCGGCGACUGCGGCAGCACUUCCCGAUGUCCCUUCGCCUGCAUUGAGAGGUGCAUCCCAAGGCCCUUGUGUGAGCUGGUGCCAAUGGGUUCCCAGCACCUCCUGGCAGUACACGCCUGCGUGUCGAGGCUGCUCAGCACAUGGGAUCCCCACUCCCGUGCCGGCCCCACCCCCACCGCCGCCGCCAGUUGGAGCCCCCGGAAGCUGUGCUGACUGGUGUCUCUAUGUGCCAAGCACUUCAUGGCAGUAUACUCCUGACUGUCACGGCUGCUCCGGACAAGGGCCUGUCACCCUCCCACCAAGCCCUACGAGUCCCACCUGUUUGAGCUGGUGUGGGUGGGUUGCGCCAUCGUCCUGGCAGUAUACGCCAGAAUGUCAUGGCUGCUUUGGACACGACCCGACAGCACCCAUCCACAGUGGGAAUGGAAGCUGUGUGAACUGGUGCCAGUGGGUCCCAACUCCUUCUUGGCCAUAUACUCCAGAAUGUCAAAAUUGCUCUGCAAGCAUGCAAAACAUUUCGGCGCCUCCUGCAGGCAACGGGACUUGCGUGGGCUGGUGCCAGUGGGUGCCGCACGCAUCUCGUGAGUACACUCCAGAAUGCCGCGGGUGCUCGGAUGGCCCUCCGGCACCUGCCAACAUCAGCAGUUGUGCCAACCACUGCAAAUGGGUGCCCCGUGCAUCCUGGCAGUACACUCCCGAGUGCCACAGCUGCUCUGGCAACGUUUCUUCGCCAUUGCCAGUGGGCCCACCAGAGCCCAUCAACGGAAGCAACGCCACAUGCGUGGACUGGUGUCAGUGGGUACCCACACCCUCUUGGAACUACACUCACGGUUGCGACGGUUGCAGUGGACAAGAACUAAGUGGACCUUUUGUACCUAGUGGUGGCAACGACGGGAGCUGUGUGGGCUGGUGCCAGUGGGUCCCAGAAGCUUCAUGGCAAUACAGUCCUGAGUGCAGCAACUGCUCUGGAAGAGCUCAUGCAACACCCAGCAACGUCAGUUCACCCCAGAACAACACGAAUGGAACUUGCGUGAAUUGGUGCAGAUGGGUCCCAUAUGCAUCCUGGCCCUACACUCCGAGCUGCCAUGGAUGCUUCGGGUCGGUGCACGGGCCAGCGCCUCCCACGCCUGCGCCUGGAGCUGGCUGCGCCAGCUGGUGUCAGUACGUGCCGGGGCCAUCGCAGUCCUACACGCCUGAAUGCGGGGGGUGCUCUCCGCCAUCUUCGCCAGCAGCACCUGCAGGGUGCGCCAGCUGGUGCGGAUGGGUUCCCGAAACAUCGCAUCAGUACACGCCGGAAUGCCGCGGAUGCGUCCAGGGAGCAUCUGGGAGUGAAGCGCCACAAGGCUCAGGCUCCGUGUCCGGUACAACUGCAUGUGCCAGCUGGUGUGAGCAUGUCCCGUCCUCCGCAUGGCAGUACUCGUCGGGCUGCAAAGGCUGCUCUUCCAAGACCCUGCCCCCUGUGUAA